UUGCCUUGCAUGGCGUCAGUUAAUGCAUCUUCCCCGCUUUUUCUUUUCUUUUAUUCUCUCUCUUCUUCGCUCUUCAUAAAAGUUCAUCACCUUCUGUGAAUUCUCGGUCAACCCAUAGCAUAUGCACAUUCUCUAGCAGCCCUCUCUUCUCUACUACAAUCCUUUUUCUCUUCUUUUUUUGCCCUACUCGUUUAGGGUUAUAGAGAGUUUCUCUUCUGCAACUGCAAUCAACGACAGCGCUCCGUUUCUUGUAAAUGCAUUCAAGCUUUUUGGGUUUCUUGUAUCUUGUUUGUUUUCUAGUGUUGUUCUUUUUGGUUGCGGUUUUUUAUCUCUGUGGAGGCUUCUUCUUUCAAAGUUUUCAGUCAUGCCUGCUCUUGUUAACUACAGUGGAGAUGAUGAAUUCCGUUCUGGAGGCUGUUUGUUCUCUAUUGGUUCUUACGUGGAUGCGUACUGCCCUCCUCGUAAAAGGUCUCGCAUCAGUGCUCAAUUUGGGUUCAGUGAAAGUCUGUUUGAGUUGGAAAAUCAACCUUCACUUGAUGUUCUUCCUGAUGAAUGCCUUUUUGAGAUCUUUAGACGCCUUCCUGGUGGUAAAGAAAGGAGUUCCGCUGCUUGUGUGUCCAAGCGAUGGCUUAUGUUAUUGAGCAGUAUCCGCAAGGCUGACAUUUGUCAGAGCAAAAACAAUGAUUUGAUGUUGCAAGACAAGGAGGGAGCUGCUUCUGUUUCUAAUGAUGUUGAAAUGACCCCCUCUAAUGAAGAGGACGAUGGGUUUCUUUCUAGAUGCUUGGAGGGAAAGAAAGCUACGGAUAUGAGACUUGCUGCAAUUGCUGUUGGAACAAGUGGCCAUGGGGGGCUCGGAAAGCUUUCAAUCCGGGCAAGCAACAAUAUUCGUGGUGUCACCAACUUUGGUUUAUCAGCAAUUGCCCGUGGCUGCCCGUCUCUCAGAUCUCUUUCCUUGUGGAAUGUUCCAUCUGUUGGGGAUGAAGGCCUUUUAGAGAUAGCGAAAGAAUGCCACUUGUUGGAAAAGCUUGAACUUUGCCAAUGCCCUUCAAUUACCAACAAGGCUUUGAUUGAAAUUGCGCAGAGUUGCCCAAAUUUGACUACUCUGAUCCUUGAAUCUUGUUCAAAGAUUGGCAAUGAGGGUCUUCAAGCUAUUGGGAAGUUUUGCUCCAAUCUACAAAACAUCUCGAUCAAGGACUGUCCUCUCGUUGGGGAUCAAGGAAUAUCUACUGUGUUGUCCUCAGCUUCUUCUGUCCUCACGAGAGUAAAGCUUCAGGCCUUGAAAAUCACAGAUUUUUCUCUGGCUGUCAUUGGGUACUAUGGCAAGGCUGUUACUAAUCUUGUCCUCAGUGGUCUGCAACAUGUGAGUGAGAAGGGCUUUUGGGUAAUGGGCAAUGCUCAAGGUUUGCAGAAAUUGGUUUCUUUGACUAUUACUUCCUGUGGGGGCAUAACAGAUGUGAGUCUUGAAGCCAUAGGAAAGGGCUGUAUAAACCUGAAGCUGAUGUGCCUCCGUAGGUGCUUUUUUGUCUCAGACAAUGGAUUGGUAGCUUUUGCUAAGGCUGCAGGAUCUCUUGAGAGCCUUCAAUUGGAGGAGUGUAACAGGCUUAGCCAAUCAGGUAUAACAGGUGUCCUAUCCGACUGUGCAACAAAGCUGAAGUCACUUACCCUGGUGAAGUGCAUGGGAAUUAAGGAAAUGGAAAUGGAAAUCCUUAUGCCCAUUCCUUGCAAUUCUCUGCGAUCUUUAUCUAUACGAAACUGCUCAGGAUUUGGAAAUGCUAGCCUUGCCAUGCUGGGGAAAUUGUGCCCUCAGCUUCAGCAUCUAGACCUUAGUGGACUAUGUGGCAUAACAGAUAUCGGGAUUCUCCCCCUCCUGGAGGGCUGUGAAGCAGGGCUUGUUAAGGUGAAUCUUAGCGGGUGCUUGAAUUUGACAGAUGAAGUAGUUUCAGCCUUGGCCAGGCUACAUGGUGAAACUCUCGAAUUAUUGUCUCUUGAUGGUUGCAGGAAGAUUACAGAUGAAAGUUUGGUGGCAAUAGCAGAAAACUGCAUGUUUCUCAGUGAUCUAGAUGUGUCGAAGUGUGCAAUCACCGACUCUGGAAUUGCCGUCCUUUCUCAUACUGAGAAGCUCAAUUUGCAAGUCCUUUCCUUGUCAGGUUGCUCUGAAGUAUCAAACAAGAGCAUGCCUUCCCUGAAGAAAUUGGGCAAGACUCUAGUGGGAUUGAAUCUCCAGAACUGCAACUCUAUUAGCAGCAGCAUUGUUGCACAACUUCUGGAAGGUUUGUGGAGAUGCGAUAUCCUCUCCUAAUUCGCGAUGGAAAUAGAAUGUCCUCUACCUAUAAAUCAAUAAGUGAUCGAAGAAACUAGAGGGAGGACUAGAAGUUCAUUAUGGUUGAGUACAGUAUUAGAAUUCAGCAUGUUUUUGGGCUUAUCAGGUGUGGGCCUGCAAGUAAUUAUCCAGCAGCUUAGUUGUUUUCCAGGGAACUUUGGCCUGUCACUACAUCCCUUUUUUCCAGGCUUUCCUUGCAUGUGAAAGCUUGCGACAGUUUAGCCCCCUUUGUUUGGAGGCUGCCUAAUGACCAUGGUUCCCAGAGAAUCCAUUUUCCAAGUCCUGGUUUUAGAUUUCCUCUUGUGGGUAUUAGAUUUCUUAUCCUACAGCGUCAUAUUUACUGGAAAUUUUAUGCCAGGUGUUUUAGCUUCACUUAUUCAUUCCUAUAAUGUUAUGUUUGGACUAGUUUUCUUCAUUUUCAGCCUGAAGAAGUCUGUUGUUUGAAUCGGUCCAUAGUAGUUUCAGAUGUCCUUUUUCUUAGAGGUUGGGAUCUUGAGUUCUAGUGUUCAGUUUGCUUUGGCAGUUCUAUGUCUGGAUGCCACAGAGUUUUGGGCUUGGUGGUGCCAGUUCCUUAUUGGUCUGGCAUGACAACCUUGUUUCUGGUUGUUUUUUUUUUUUUUAAACCAGUCUAAAGUUGCCGGCAUCUUUUGAAUAAGAAUUGUACACUGCAAAUCUUUUGUUUAUCAGUAAUGAAAUGAAUAUUUGGUGUGA
Mangifera indica (mango) is the source of this 3031-nucleotide messenger RNA. RefSeq names its product EIN3-binding F-box protein 1-like. The transcript has 2 exons. Gene Ontology annotation, molecular function: protein binding. Gene Ontology annotation, biological process: SCF-dependent proteasomal ubiquitin-dependent protein catabolic process. The record is from RefSeq and is a predicted model, not a curated record. Bases 365 to 2299 code for a protein of 644 amino acids. Lineage: Eukaryota; Viridiplantae; Streptophyta; Magnoliopsida; Sapindales; Anacardiaceae. Gene Ontology annotation, cellular component: SCF ubiquitin ligase complex.